UGUUAUGAUACGUCAUCAAACAUGUCAGCCUCCUGGUGACAGCAGCUGAAUUUGAGCCUUGAUCGAGGGAAUUAAAAUGGUUUAUUCAGAGGAGUGCGCCAUUAUUUUUCGAGUGAAGGGAAUCUUGGAGUUUUCUUGCCAGCUUGACAAUCCAAAUGGUUCACAAAGUCAAAGCAUCAUAUCAAAAAGUUUUCAGGGUCUUCGAUCCAAGGUUUCAUCCAAAAGUAUUGUUUUCACUGUCUGUAACAGUCCAAUAUUAUUAUGGCCCAACACUGGUUUCCGGUCAAGCAUGGAAAGCUUGACAGAAGCAUCAGCAUGUGGAGACAUUCUGCAGUAUAUAGAAUCAGAUGAUGGUGGGAGCAAGAAGACCAUAAAAAAGAAAGAUAAGAAAAGAUCUGGACCUACUGUAGUGAAUAUGAAGCUGUUGUUUGAGGUCACAGACCCUGCUGGGAAUGAAGCUCCGAGUCUUAUCCAAAUGAGCACACAACAGCACUGUGUGAAGAUGCCAUUGCAUUUAGACUGUGUUGUGUCUGUGACCACCGAUGAGAGCCUGGCAUCAGUGUGUACGGGGCUGGUGGAGACAUUAAGGAAGCAAUUAGCAGACAUGGAAGAGGUGGUGCUGCGGUACAGGAAGGGCUCCUCUUUUCUUGUGCCACAGCCAUUUCACUUUCGACUGCCUGAACCAGCUGGACUCACCACUGUGAUCUACCCAGCAGGAGUGCCAGACAGCCAGUUACAGGCUAUCAGAGAGGAUCUGCAUAGGAAAUUUGAGUUGCCAAGUGACAGGCCAUACCUGAGACGUGCCAAUGCCUUUCAUUUCCCUGAUGCAGCCUAUAAAGACGGUUACCUCCGCAAUCCCCACGUACACCUGAACCCACCCAACAUUGAGGAUGCUAAGCUGUAUCUGGUGCAGGGUGUGUACAGUUAUCAUCACUACAUGCAGGAUCGUGUGGAUGAUGAUGGCUGGGGAUGUGCCUAUCGUUCUCUUCAGACGAUCUGCUCCUGGUUCCAGCAGCAAGGAUAUGUGGAGACAGCGGUUCCCACACACACGCAGAUCCAGCAGGCUCUUGUGGAUGUUGGGGAUAAAGAGCCACGUUUUGUUGGUUCACGUCAGUGGAUUGGCUCCAUUGAAGUUCAGGCUGUCCUUAACCAGCUGCUGGGGGUCACCUCAAAGAUCUUGUUUGUCAGUCAGGGAUCUGAGCUGGCAACCAAGGGCAGAGAGCUGGCCAACCACUUCCAGACUGAAGGAACUCCUAUCAUGAUUGGUGGGGGGGUACUUGCACACACUAUUCUAGGCGUAGCGUGGAGCGAGAACACUGGACAAAUACGCUUUCUUAUCCUGGACCCUCACUAUACUGGUGGAGAGGACCUGCAAACCAUCACUGAGAAGGGCUGGUGUGGAUGGAAGGGGCCAGAGUUCUGGGAUCAAAAUGCCUAUUACAACCUCUGCCUUCCCCAGAGACUCAAGACCAUCUGAGUCACGUGCAUGACACUUAUUCACUUGUACUACUCCUACAAAUCCAUGAAAUCACAGAAGUCUCAUUGUUUUUAAUGAGUACAAAACUAUAUUCCACAGUAAAAAAAAAAUAAAAAAAAGUGAUUUAUCAUUUA
Molecule: messenger RNA, 1611 nt
Organism: Ctenopharyngodon idella (grass carp)
Lineage: Eukaryota; Metazoa; Chordata; Actinopteri; Cypriniformes; Xenocyprididae
Gene: ufsp2
Product: ufm1-specific peptidase 2
Exons: 12
Coding region: 77-1477 (466 amino acids)
Source: RefSeq, a predicted model, not a curated record